This is a messenger RNA of Meleagris gallopavo (turkey), 3769 nucleotides long. The record is from RefSeq and is a predicted model, not a curated record. NCBI's taxonomy places the organism in Eukaryota, Metazoa, Chordata, Aves, Galliformes, Phasianidae.
UACUUCUUGCAUUUUACGUGAACUAUCAUUUUAAUACCCCUUUAACUUCCUUUACAUACUUGUUACUCCCUCUUAAGUCCCCCCAGAUAUACAAUUUAUUCUACUAUUGAGUAGAAUUCUGCAUCUGUAAGACAUGGGCUGAGUCAUCUUCAGAUCAUAUUGAGAAAGACUGAGCUGUAUCCCAAGAAAUCCUUUUUACUGAAACUACACUGUUUAAAUAAUAUUGCCAGGAGUGUAAGCUAUUGAAGUCAAUCUGUUCUACUUUCCAGAAGACUCAGUAAACAAAAAUACUUAGCACAGGAGGAUAGGAAGUCCUAGUAAGUAUGUGACACAGAUGAUUCCCCAAAGCACAGAAGUACUAGAAACAGCAGCUGAAGCGGAGGUAAUGAUUGUAAGCAACACAGUGGAGAAUGCAGAAGUAAAAAUCCUCAAACUAUCUAUUCUGAAGGCUUUGUCAGUGACUUGCUCUGAAACAGCUAGAAGCAGCCGUUGUUUAGAACUAUCUGAAACUGAAGAGAAGAAAAUGCAGAAAAAUGAAAGAAAGAAGAAAAAAGAACAACAGAUCUUUUCCCAAAACAAUAAAGGGGGAAAGAAAUUGCCAGCUAAGAAGAUAUCACAUCAGAAUUCUUCAUUUCUAAGCCUGCAGGAUCAUAUGAUUUCCCAGAAAAAAAAUAAAGUGGCUCAGCGAAUAUUAUCAGCAAGACUUCAUAAAAUUAAAGAGCUGAAGAAUGAAAUAUUUGAUUUGCAGCAUAAGUUAGAAGCAUCAAACUUAGAAAACCAGGUUUUGAAACGGCUUUGGUAUCGGCACUCAAAAGCAAUAGGUGGAUAUGAAAAUUCAGAAAGUGUCUUGCCUGAUCUGUUAACAAGGCAUUAUAGUGAGGUGAGUACCUUGAGGAAACACCUGAGGAUGUCUCAGGAGGAAGAAAGACGUGCAUCCAGAAAGCUUAGGAAAGUUGAAGCAGAGCUGCUAAAAGCUAAAGAUGAUUUGCAAGCCUUGUAUAAGCUUUCAGAAGACAAGACUCUUGCUGACAAAGAGGAACUUUAUCACAGAUUAUCAGUCCUUACGGAAAAAAUGGAAGUGAAUAAUAAGAGAAUACAGAGCCUAGAAAAGCAGCUGAAGUUGAACAAUAGCACCUUUAGUCGCCAGCUGGCAAAUGAGAAUAAAAAAGCUGUUGAAGCUGGGAUAAUUACAAAGAACUUGCAAAUGGAAAUUAACUCUCUUCACCAAAAAAUUAAGGAAAAGGAUCGGCAACUUUACAUAAAGAACAUCUAUGCAAAUCGCUUGCUUAGAAUCCCAAAGGACAAAGAUGAUUCAGUACCUCAAAACAAAAGUCUCAGUAUAAACACAUCGGUGCAAGUAGAUAAACAGCAUUUUAGAUCACUGCUAUCUCAGUACCAACCCCAGGAAAGAGAAGAAAGUUCAGUUCUGCUACAUGAGGAGAAAAAGGCCUCAGAAGAUAAGAAUCAAAAAGCUAAAGCAAGCAAAGCAUACACUGAUGCCCAAAGCGAAACAGAAGAGCAAUCAUCCAAGAAAAUACCAAAGCCAGAAAAUUUUAGUCAAACUCAUGGAGAAUAUUUAAAGGAAAACAAACCGCAGACAGCACACACUUGUCUGGAAUUUAUAAAACAAGAAGAAAGAAAGAGAGACUUGCUUAAACAGAAGUCAAAGAAAGCUGAAGAAACUCUGCUAAAUGACAGUGUAAAAGAGAACAAUCAAGAGGAAGAUGCAGUGGAAGAGAAAGAAAAACAGUCAGAAGAACAACUAAGAAGUGGGAAGGCAGGGAGUAAUUUUUUAACUCCAAGAAACAAAACGCUUUCUAAGCUGAAAAAACAGUAUGUAUUCUCAGAAACCACUGAAAAUUUGUAUCACGGGCUUCCUACAUCAGGUACAAAAUCCACAAAAUGCAGUCUUUGCAACAACAGACACGCAGGUCAGGACCACUGCAAAGAAGAAUCAAAAGUAAAGAAACUGUCUGGGCUAUAUGAACCAUCCUUCAGUAAAGUUACCAACAUGAGGCAGAAAGACAGUUUGACUGAAGCAGAAGGCUGUGCUCAUACAAUAUUCAGUGAAAGGAAGAAGAGUCUUAUGAAAGAACUCUUUGGACGAGGCAGUGUUUGCAAAGACAGCCGUUCGUGUUCUAACAUGAGAGGAAUGGAGAGAAAGCUGUGAGGGGAUGCAUGAUUACACAAGUGAAAUGUUAACCCUCCACUGAUUUAUAAAAUAGUGUCCAUCAUCAAUGAGUCAUUACAAAUAACCUUACAAGAACACACAAAAUUGGUAUUUAUAAGUAUAUCAACUUACCUUUCCAUUUCAAUUACACACUGUUUUUAACUUCAUAAAAUGUAUAUUAAGUCUUAGAAGUUUUGAGAAUUUCUGUCAAUGACUUUCAAAAUGAGAGGCAAAUCAGCUGUCACAGCAGAACAUUCUUCUAUUAUUGAUGCACAUGUAUGCAUCUAAGAGUGCCUCAACAAUUUUGUCAUUUUACCUGUUAUAGGGAGGUGUCCAAGUUACUCCUUUUUGGUUAAUUUUUGCAUUCUCUCUGCAGUUUGAAUCUUAAGUUAUUUGUUAACUAGCUCAGUGACCAGUCUGCUUUCAGAAGAUUCUUUAUUGAAUUGGAACCUAAAAUAUACUAAAAGAAAAUAAUUUUCACUCCUGACAUAGCUUCCAGAACUCACACAAUGAUUUGCUAUUACAUUGUUUGCAUUAGCAUUAUAAAGCUCUAAAGCUUCAUUCUUUUCCACUGUUAGAACUUAUCAAAGCAGUUUGCCUGGUAACUUCCACAGUUGACAUCCAGAAUUGAAUGUGCAAGACUAAAGCAUUGUUCUGGAGAAGUCAGGCAUAUCUAGUUCUCAAAAAGCCUUUAAAAAUCUUGCAUUUAAGGUUAUGUAAGUGAGGGUAGGAAGAUUAUGACUUGUUUCUGGUAGAAAUUCAUGAAAGGCUGCUAAAACGUAAGCUAAGAAAAAGGUAUUCUACUAAAUUUUAAAAAGCAGUAGCAAAAAACAACAACAACAACAAACCAACACCUGUACUAUGAAAACUUCUAAAGAUGAUUAAGAUAUUUUGAUCUGAACCUACUUCUAAGCAUACUUAUAUUCAGGUUAAGUUCUUUAAGUAGUACUUGAGCUGUGCAGUGGACAGAUUUUUCAAGAAUGAUUUAAUGUAGUCAAAAGAGUACUUUUCCUCUAUGUACUAUUAAUACUUCUACAAUCUCUUUCCUGCUGUCUCCAAAGUUAAGAGCAAACAAGCAGACAUAAUCCAGCAUUCCUGAUUGUACUAAAUAACCAAAAGCCUCUCUGCCCCUAUUCAUUCAGAUAUCCAACUAGAGCUGCCAACAAACUGUAUUUCAUUAUCUCAUGCUAACUGUGGAUAAAUAGCAAAUGCCAUUGUCAAUAUUCUAAAUGAUACUGCUUUUCUUGACUUCAUUGUGUUAAACUCUGUAACAAGCUAAGUGGAAACAUCAUUACUGAUAUCUUUAUAGUAAAAAAAUACACCAACUGCAUAGUUAAAAAGUCUGUAGACUCCAACACUAUCAAGAACACAGGUGGGUUUUAUUUUCUUUAGGAAAACUGUAACUAACAUUAAAAAUGUGGAUUAGAAAACCUGAGGUGGAUUGAAAAACUUUAUUUCACAAAUAAAGACACAAUUACAUGUAACAGAUUCAAUCUUGACUUUUUUUCUUGUCGAUAUUUAAUGUCUUCACUUUACUGUUGGCUAAAUGCAAUCCCUAAUAUAAAAACAAAUUAGUUUUUAAAUAACAUUUAAGAAAAA